Molecule: messenger RNA, 2290 nt
Organism: Dreissena polymorpha
Lineage: Eukaryota; Metazoa; Mollusca; Bivalvia; Myida; Dreissenidae
Product: CAAX prenyl protease 1 homolog
Exons: 11
Coding region: 146-1534 (462 amino acids)
Biological process (GO): CAAX-box protein processing
Cellular component (GO): endoplasmic reticulum membrane
Molecular function (GO): metalloendopeptidase activity
Source: RefSeq, a predicted model, not a curated record
UUUUAAAAUACACAAAACUGUAUUGUUGUAAUAUAAUUCGUGAUAUUUGUUGAUAGUUUAAUUUUUCACUAAGUAUUUUUAUUUGUUUGUUGAUGCAAGCGUGUACAAGCUGCACAAGUCGCGGUACUCUUACACAUAACUCAUCAUGGACCCUGACAGUAUUUUCUGGGCAAUAUUUGUCUUCAUGUGGCUGGUGUACCUGUGGGAGACGUACCUUUCAUAUAGACAAAGAGAGUUGUACAGAACAGUUACCAAAAUUCCAGAGAAUAUUUCAAGUAUAAUGGACCAAGAAACUUACGAAAAGGCACGUCUGUACAACUUAGACAAGAGCACGUUUGGAUUUUACAUCGGUGUCUGGGGAGAAAUAGAACACUCGUUAAUUUUAAUCUAUGGAGGUAUUCCGUUCCUAUGGAGGGUUUCUGGUGAGGUCAUGCAGAAAUAUGGCUUCGAUUCCACCUAUGAGAUCUCACAGUCGGUAGUGUUUCUCAUCAUGGCUGUCACAUUCUCCACCAUCACCAGCAUGCCUUUCACUGUGUACAGCACCUUUGUCAUCGAGGAGAGGCACGGCUUCAACAAGCAGACUCCAGGAUUUUUUGUGAAAGACCAGAUAAAGAAGUUCUUUGUUUCGCUGGCCAUUGGGAUGCCGAUUGUGGCCCUGCUCAUUUACAUCAUUCAGAUUGGGGGAGACUACUUCUUCAUCUACGUCUGGGUCUUUCUCCUAGUGGUCUCCCUUCUGAUGAUCACCAUCUAUGCAGACUACAUUGCCCCACUGUUUGACAAGUUUGCACCCCUCCCUGAGGGAGAGCUGCGCACAAAGAUUGAAGAGCUCGCAAAGAGUAUUGACUUUCCCCUCACCAAACUGUAUGUGGUGGAAGGCUCCAAGAGAUCGUCCCACAGCAAUGCCUAUUUCUACGGGUUCUUCAAGAACAAGCGUAUAGUGCUGUUUGACACCCUUCUAGCAGAUUAUUCACCAGUAAAUGCAGAUAAGAAGGAAGGUGAAUCAAGCAAGCUGGAAACGAAAGUGGGAGACUCAGGGGAGGCAACUAAGGUAGAAGAGAAUACCAAGGGACAUAAGAAGACUGGCUGUAACAAUGAUGAGAUACUCGCAGUGCUGUCCCAUGAACUGGGCCACUGGAAACUGGGGCAUAUCCUCAAGAAUCUAGUCAUCUCACAGGUUAACUCAUUCCUAUGUUUUGCUGCCUUUGGGUUGCUGAUUGACCAACAGGUUCUGUACUCUGCAUUCGGAUUUGACACACGUCCCACUAUCAUCGGACUUAUCAUUAUAUUCCAAUAUGUCUUCUCACCAUACAAUGAGAUCCUCUCCUUCUGUGUGACGGUUCUCUCCCGCAUGUUCGAGUUUCAAGCAGACGCCUUUGCCAAAAGCCUGCAGCACUCUUCCAACCUGAAGACCGCCCUCAUCAAGCUCAACAAAGACAACCUGGGCUUCCCCGUCAACGACUGGCUCUACUCCACCUGGCACUUCUCCCAUCCUCCUCUACUGGAGAGGCUUAGGGCACUCGAGAAAACAGAGUGAUUGAUCGGCUUUGAUAGAUUGGAGAUUUUUUUUUUCGGCUAUUGAAAAGAAUUUAAACAAUAGAUUGAUUAAUGUUAGAAGUAUUAGUUGGACCUAUACAUGUGAUCUUUUCCUUGAUUAGCCAAAGUUGGGGAAAACAGAUAGGUCUUAUUUAUAAAUUGAAAAAAAUCUCAAGGUUCUAUAUUGAUAUAUUUUCAUUAUAUACAACCAAUUUAAAUCUAAUUGAUAUAUUUUUGCGGAAGACAAUUAUACAAAGGGCAAUUACUUAAUUAAUUUCAAAGAAAUUCUGGUUUUUAAUAAGAUAAAACUGUGAUGGCUUGAUACCAUCUUUAAUUUUUUUUUUUUUAAGUUCAACUUUAAUUUUUUGCAAGAAUUUUACUAAGACCUUUCAAGAAUUCAAUACAAUGCUGCAUGUAAUUGACUCUAAAUGAUGAAGAUCUAUAUUUUUCCUGGAUUUGACUUGACCACUUAACCUCUCAAGAAUAAAGAGCUUUUCUUGUGGAAAGUUCUACAUGGAUUAAACAUUAUUUGCUGUUAUAUAAUAUGAUUUCACAUGAUGUCAUGAAAUUCAUUAAAUCAACACCAAUACUAAAAAAACUACAUGAAAUAUUAAAGUUGAAUUGUAUUAUGUUAUAAAAUGUUAAAUAAAAUUGGUUUCAGUCACUCAGUAGCAAGAAAUUCACUGAAUGCUAUCAAGGACAAUUGACAGCAUAUCUUUAUACAUCUGGUUUUAAAUAAACAUAAUAUUGCCUCUCA